Gymnogyps californianus (California condor) is the source of this 3409-nucleotide messenger RNA. RefSeq names its product splicing regulatory glutamine/lysine-rich protein 1-like. Bases 591 to 2270 code for a protein of 559 amino acids. NCBI's taxonomy places the organism in Eukaryota, Metazoa, Chordata, Aves, Accipitriformes, Cathartidae. Gene Ontology annotation, molecular function: RNA binding. The transcript has 12 exons. The record is from RefSeq and is a predicted model, not a curated record. Gene Ontology annotation, cellular component: nucleoplasm.
AAGUGUUCAGUUGAUUCCUUAAGCAAUGCUUGAGCAAAUGAAUAAUUCCAAUUAUUUCAGUAAGAUGACCCAUAUGCUUAAAGUUUAGGAUUGUAUUUAAGUACCUUUCUGAACUUGACUCCCUGUCUGUUUAGUUAUGUGCAUAACUCAGUUCCUAUUUAAAAGGGCUAAAUGCCUUAAGCAUCUCUUAAGUUUAUCUGGUUAAGUGUAUAUUGAAUUGGCUGUAUGUAAGUGCAUACUUAAGUUAGGCAUAUGCUUAUGUACAUUACUGACCAAGGAUCUAAAUUAGAAUGCAGAUGCACCACUUCAGGAGCCAUUUCUGCCAUUGGAUUUACUUGAGCCAUGUCUGUUGAUCCCGUAGAAACCUGUAUGAGUAUCCAGUUAAUUGCAAGAUGCUGGCUGUUCAGGAUAAGUGAUGCAGCCAACACGAACGGUUGUCAUGUGUAAAACAACUUUCGAUCACCGUGAAAACACCGCCCUGGGAAAGCGUCCAUGCUUGAUAUCGUUUGGUUCAUGAACAUUAAGUUUCCAGUACAGGUAAAAUCCCAGAUGAAGCCAAAGCCCUUUCUCUAUUGGCGCCUGCUCCUACUAUGACAAGCCUGAUGCCUGGUGCAGGGUUGCUUCCUAUACCUACACCAACCCCUUUGACUACACUCGGUGUUUCACUUGGCACUUUGGGGGCUAUACCAGCAGCAGCAUUGGACCCUAACAUUACGGCACUGGGAGAAAUACCACAGCCACCAAUUAUGGGGAAUGUGGACCCAUCCAAAAUUGAUGAAAUCAGAAGAACAGUCUACGUUGGAAACUUGAAUUCACAGACUACAACAGCAGAUCAGCUGCUUGAAUUCUUUAAGCAAGUUGGAGAAGUCAAAUUUGUGCGAAUGGCAGGUGAUGAGACACAACCAACACGAUUUGCUUUUGUGGAAUUUGCAGACCAAAAUUCUGUACCUCGAGCUCUUGCCUUUAAUGGAGUUAUGUUUGGAGACAGGCCACUGAAAAUAAAUCACUCCAAUAAUGCAAUAGUGAAACCUCCUGAAAUGACACCACAAGCUGCUGCCAAGGAACUGGAAGAAGUGAUGAAGAGAGUAAGGGAAGCCCAGUCUUUCAUAUCUGCUGCUAUUGAGCCAGAGUCUGGAAAGAGCAGUGAAAGAAAAGGCGGUCGAUCUCGUUCCCAUUCUCGUUCAGAAUCCAGGUCUAGCUCAAAAUCCCGAUCUAGAAGGAAAAGAUCACACUCAAAACACAGAAGUAGAUCUGGCAACAGAUCGCUCUCAAGACACAAGGACAGACGCAGAUCCAGAAGUCCCCUGAAAAAACGGUCUAGAUCUAGGGAAAGGCAGAAAUCAAGAAGUCGCUCUCAUUCUUGGGACAAGAAAAGAGACAAAGAAAAGGUCAAGGAAAAAGAAAAGGCCAAAGAAAAGGAGAAAGAGAGAGACCGAGACAAAGAGAAGGAGAGAGACCGGGACAGAGACAAAGAAAGGGAAAGAGAGCGAGAUAAAGAGAGAAACAGGGAUAAGGAGAAGGACUGGGAGAGAGAGAAAGAGCGAAACAAAGAUCGAGAGAGAGUCAGAGACAAGGAUAGGGACAGAGAUAGGGACAAGGAAAAGGAAAAGGACAAAGAUAAGGAGAAGGAAAAAGACAGGGAAGAGGUAGACCAGAACAAGGAAAAAGAUGAUGUUGAGAAAGAGGAGAAGGACAGAGAGAAGAUUAAGGACAAGGAGGGAGAUAAGGACAGAGGGGACAAAGAGAAGGACAAAGAAAAGGAAAAAGAUGAAGAUAAGGAGAAGAAGGAGCGAGAAAGAGAAAAAGAGAGAGAUGAUAAAAAGAAGAAAGAGAAGAGAUCCAGAACACCCCCAAGAAGCUAUAGCUCUUCAAGAAGAUCUCGUAGCUCCAGCAGAGAAAGGCGUAAAAGGAAGAGUAGAAGUCUCUCCAAGUCUCCUAAAACAACAAAAAGAAAGUCUUCACAAACUCCUUCUCCGAGAAGAAACAAGAAAGAAAAAAAAAGAGAAAAGGAUACAAAUAAUGAAAGAAGAGAAAGGGAACGCUCCACCUCCAAGAAAAAAAGUAGUAAAGAAAAAGAGGGAAAGGAGAAAUCUGACAAAAACACCACUACUUUGAAGGACAAAGAUCACACUAAAGAGGAUCCGAAUUCAGAAACUGACAAGGAAGUAGGCAAUAGAGAUACACAAAGGACAGAUCAAGUCAAGCUGCAACAGAAUGGGAACUGUCAACCAAAUGAUGAAAACCUCUCAAUUAAAAUGGAAGAGGUUUAAAGCAAAGAAUGGACCUCUGACUCAAGUAAGGAAUGAAAUCCAAAGCUUUUUAUUUCCCAGAAUGAGGAAGAAAAUGUCAAAGCAAUUAACCUGAACAUGGUGAUAGUACUAGUAGCUCUUCCAGUUCUUGCGAUAGCUUUGUCAAUUUCUUGCUGUAAAGCAAGAGAACACGGACUGUGAAAAGGCAGAUCCCAUCAGAACUACUCAUCUCUAAAUAUCCAUGCAUUUCCAUGAUGGCUGUACUUAUUUGUAAAAUGAUUUAUGUUAACUUUUGGUAUAAGCUGUUACAAAUAAGUAGAAACUGAAAUAUGUAAAACUGUACUAUCCAAAAAAAGCUGAAGAUAUGCAUUGAAGGUUGUUUAAAAUACUGCUUGUUGAUGAAUUUUGUAUUGUUUUACUUUGUGGGUUAAAAAAAUCCACAAAAACUUCAAUGUGUACUGUUUGAUGUGCUUGGAAAUGGUGCAUAAAUAUACACACUUUCUUUUGUUGUAAAUGAAAACUAUAGAAAAAGGGUUUUUAAACAUAAACACAGUUUUACGGUUCUUAUGUUAAAUGCCCACUGACUAGUUUGUUUUUCAUUUGCUCACUGCUUGAGAUUCUUGGGUUUUAUUUAAAACGAUUUCUUUUCUUACUAAUAUCCCUAAAAUGAGUAUUUCUUUUAAAGUAUUUGAACAACGCAUGCUACUUUUCUGUUCCUAAAAGGAACAUUGCCAUGUUAUAGAUAAUAGGUUAGCUUACUGGGUUAUUUUGUGGUUGUUUUGUUUUGUUGUUUAUUUUUGUCCUUCCAGAAGUGAGCACAUCUGUAUGAUAUUAUUAGAACUUACAGCUUUGUUUUGAGCCGUACUGCAGUGUGUCUGUUCAGCUGCAAAUAGUACAGGUGCCAUUAUGAAAAUAAUUUUUUUCUUAUUUGUUUAAAAAAAUAUGGGAGCACAAGCAGAAGCUUUAGUGCCUUCUUAAAAUAAUGUGGUAUUUUCUAGAAAUGUAUAUGUGCUAUUACUCAUUUUCAGCUAAAUCUUACAUGAUCUCUAUUGCUAUUUUGCCACCACUAUACUGUAGACAAGAAUGCAAGUGAUUUGUCAGAAGGAUUGUUUGAUUCACUUGUUAAAAUACUAAAGCUCCAUUUUUACUUUUAUUUUUUA